GUGGGCAGAUGAACGCCGCCCGGCGAGGUGGCAAUUGGCAAAUGAUCGAAAAUAGUAGUCAACGCACAUCAAAUAAGAAGGUAAAAUUAAGAGGACAGAAAAAGGCCCCAAGCUAACUGCGGAGCCUGUCUUCCCCUGCCCGCGACAAGCGUCUACUUAACAACAACUCUCCCUCCCUCUGCUGCUGCAGGUAGCAUAUAAACUGUGAAUCAAUCUGGUCAUCGAUGUGGCCCUUGUACUCUAUAUUCAGCAAAAAUUUUAAAACAGAAGAUGAAAAGCAACUAAAAGGAGAUAUGUCAGGUGCAAUAGAUCCCUACCUGUUUCAACAGCCAACGAGUAACAAAGUUUGUCAUCCUCCUGCCUUACCCCGCUCACGAUUCGCUGAAGUACCUCACAUAAACCAAUCAUACACAUGGGAUUGCGGUCUUGCUUGUGUAUUGAUGGUUUUGAAAACCAUUGGUGUCGACAAUUGCAAUAUUCAAGAACUGGCUGAACUAUGCCGCACUACCAGCAUUUGGACUGUUGAUUUGGCGUAUCUGCUACAGAAGUUCUCUGUCUGCUUUUGCUACUUCACAGUAACUUUUGGUGCAAAUCCAAACUAUUGUGUCGAAUCAUUUUACAAGGAGCAAUUACCUAAUGAUCUGGAGAGAGUUGAUAAGCUAUUUCAGAAAGCCGUGGGGGCUGGAAUCAACAUACAGUGUAGAUCAGUUAGAGGAGAAGAGAUUUCUAGUCUAAUAUUGUCUGGGACAUAUAUUGCUAUUGCAUUAGUUGACCACAACAAAUUGAGUUGUGUGUGGGAAGAUGAUGUUCAAGUCCCAGCUAUCUUCUGCGACAGCUCUGGAUACACAGGUCACUAUGUGUUGAUAUGUGGCUAUGAUGCUGGAGCAGAUAUGUUUGAGAUUAGAGAUCCUGCCAGUUCUAAGAAACACAAGAGGAUACCUUCAAAGUCCUUGGAAGAAGCUCGCAAAGCCUUUGGUACAGAUGAGGAUCUUCUUUUGAUAUCUUUGGAGAAGAGCAGAUGCCGACGUCAACCUUCUGCGGUUCUUCCCAUUGAUGUGAACACUGAUCCGUGAAAUUCUUCUUCCCUCCGAUGCAAUGGUCUCGCCAAUCUCAUGAAUAUGCGACGCAUUCGUUGUUUAUAAUAGGUGCUAGAAGGGAAAGUAUAAGCCACAUCAAAUGCGUCAUUUCGGGCUGCAUGCCUUAUGUAGAUAGGCAACAUUUAUACUCAACAGUGUAGCAGCUGAUUUAUUCUCAUGCUAUGUGGAGCUUGUAUUCUUUCUCAAAAACAUGUGAGGAGACUGGGGACUUACUUGGAACUGUCAUUGGAGCUUUCAAGAGCAGUUUUUUAAUUGUGAUUUAUGAUGUAAGUAUGUUAUGAGAGUUUUGGCUCGGUAUGAAAGUAUUUGUAAGUUGUAACCACUUAUUAUUAGGAGCAGAUAUAAACAAGCCAUGUAAUGUUGUAAAAGGAAACUACUUGGCUCCUCCUGGAAUAUUUAGUUCAGGAUUUCUUGACCAGAUUGCCAUUUUAUUUAAAGAUUUCUGCUGCGAA
Molecule: messenger RNA, 1549 nt
Organism: Neltuma alba
Lineage: Eukaryota; Viridiplantae; Streptophyta; Magnoliopsida; Fabales; Fabaceae
Product: protein GUCD1
Exons: 10
Coding region: 225-1073 (282 amino acids)
Source: RefSeq, a predicted model, not a curated record